Messenger RNA from Cydia pomonella (codling moth), 4513 nucleotides. It is a transcript of the gene Klp98A, whose product is annotated as kinesin-like protein Klp98A. Lineage: Eukaryota; Metazoa; Arthropoda; Insecta; Lepidoptera; Tortricidae. Gene Ontology annotation, molecular function: ATP binding; phosphatidylinositol binding; microtubule binding. The record is from RefSeq and is a predicted model, not a curated record. Gene Ontology annotation, biological process: microtubule-based movement.
UUGAAGCCAGGGGGCCUACCGCAAAAACCGAAUUACGCAAAUUGCGGGGAUCUUUCUCUUUUACUCUCACUAAGACGUAAUUAGAGUGACAGAGAAAAAUGCCCGCAAUUGAUGAAUUUCGAUUUUCCCGGUAGCCGCCCAGAUUUUUUCCUGCAACACAGAAAAAUACACUUUCCAUUGCUGUCAUGUCAUGUCACUUCAUUCACUGAAGUUGCAAAAAAUGUCAACGAGCUUUGUGGUGUCGUAUUUGUGUGGUUAAAUGUAAUUCAAAAUAAAUCUAUUGACAAUAUAAUGUGUGACAAUGGCUUCGGUAAAAGUGGCUGUAAGGGUUCGCCCGUUCAACCAAAGGGAGAAGGACAUGAGCGCAAAACUCAUUGUGCAGAUGGAAGGAAAGAAAACCAGAUUACUGACUGUAAAAAAUAGCAAAGAGCAAAAUGACGGCAACCGCGAGAAAUACAAGGAUUUCACGUUCGACCAUUCGUACUGGUCAUUCGACCACGCUGAUUCACACUAUGCGUCACAGGAACAGGUGUUCUCGGACCUGGGCCUGGACGUCAUCGACAGCGCGUUCGAAGGAUACAAUGCGUGCGUGUUUGCGUACGGGCAGACUGGCAGCGGCAAGACUUUUACUAUGAUGGGCUCGCCUGAGUACCAAGGCCUCAUACCUCGUAUCUGCCGGCAGCUGUUCUCGCGUGUGGCCGCGGGCAAGGAGUCCGGCGCCUCCUACCGCACGGAGGUCAGCUACCUGGAGAUCUACAACGAGCGCGUCAAGGAUUUGCUGGCAUCGGAUGCGGGACAUUCUUUGCGGGUACGCGAGCAUCCGAAACUCGGGCCAUAUGUGCAAGAUCUGUCUCGGCAUUUGGUGUCCGACUAUGAUGAUAUACAGGAAUGCAUGCACCGCGGCAACCUGCACCGUACAACGGCCUCCACGCAGAUGAACGACGUGUCGUCUCGCUCGCACGCCAUAUUCACUAUUACCUUCGUGCAGGCCAGCUAUCUACGACACAACAACAUGCCAAGUGAAACAGUGUCUAAAGUGCAUUUGGUUGAUCUGGCUGGCAGUGAGCGCGCGGACGCGACGGGCGCGACGGGGCAGCGCCUGGUGGAGGGCGCGCACAUCAACAAGUCGCUCGUCACGCUGGGCUCCGUCAUCUCGGCGCUGGCCGAGUCUAGCCAGCAGCCGGUAGAAAACCGGAAUCAAAAAGGAGCAAAGAAGGUGUUCAUUCCAUACAGAGACUCGGUUUUGACGUGGCUCCUGAAGGAUUCGCUCGGAGGAAACUCCAAAACCAUCAUGAUUGCUGCUAUAUCUCCGGCUGAUUGUAACUAUGGCGAGACGCUCUCGACCCUCCGCUACGCGAACCGAGCGAAGAACAUCAUCAACAAGCCCACCAUCAACGAGGACCCCAACGUCAAGCUCAUACGGGAGCUGCGCGAGGAGAUCGAGAAACUGCGGGCGCAGAUAUCGCACGAUACAGAUCCCAUCGAGGCAGAACCGGCCGUACUCGCCACGCUCCAACGCAAAGAAGCCCAAGAAAAAGUCCUCACAGAAAAAUGGACGGAGAAAUGGCGGGAAACGCAACAGAUCUUACAAGAACAGAAGGCGUUAGGGCUAAGGAAGAGUGGAUUGGGAGUGGUGUUGGACUCUGAUAUGCCGCAUCUAGUGGGGAUAGAUGACAAUCUACUGUCUACUGGUGUCACUCUGUACCAUCUUAAGGAAGGUGAGACGGUAAUCGGCACAGAAGAAUACUCCCCAACACCAGACAUAGUGCUCUCCGGAGCCGGAGUACUGCCACUACACUGCCGGAUCACAUUACACGAGGGCGUGGCGACACUCCACCCCGCGGCGGCUGCGCAUUGCUGGCUCAACACCGUGCUGCUAGACAAGGCGGCCAAACUUAGCCAGGGUUGCAUCCUAUUGCUCGGCCGCACCAACAUGUUCCGCUACAACGACCCCGCGGAAGCGGCGAAACUGAGACAGGAAGGAAACGCUUCUGUCAUGAACCUCUCCCGUCUGUCUCUGCUCUCCUGGUCCACCACCGACUUGGCUGCUAGCACUGAGAACCUGAACACGACCCUAUCGGACUUGGAAGGUGAGAUCCGGUGCGAAAGGAUAGAAGCUCAGCGCGCGGAGUUAGAGCGAGAGAGACAACAGUUUAUUCUGCAGCAAGAAGAGAGACAAAAACGCUGGCAUCGCGAGAGGGAGGAGUUGCUUGAAGCUCAGAAAAAGUUGGAUGAGGAGCGAGAAGCGAUGGAGCGCGAAUACGCAGCGGCAUGCCGGCGACUGUCCGGCGACUGGCGCGCGUUGGAGCGCGGCUGGACGCACCGGCGCCGCGCGCUGCGCUGUCGCCGCCGGGAACUGUGCGCCCGCUCCGAGCGGCUGAGGGCGCUGGCGGACACGCACACAAGGGCGGCGGACCAGGAGGACUCGCAUGUGGCGGAUCUCCGAGCGCGCGUCGAGGAGAAACGCGCCGAACUCGAACGUGUACUGCGGGUGGAACUCGCGGCACAGGGCAUCACUGAGAGCCAAACUCCAAGUCCGUCCAGCCCGCUGUCCCCCAGCUCGGAGACGUCCACCGAGAGCCUGAUGCACUUGCUGCUGCAGUGCGAGCCCACCACGGCCGCCACCAUCCGCGACACCGUCGACAGACACAAAAAAGAGCUACUAGAAUUGGAGGGCGAACUACAAAGUCGAGUGGCUUCCGUGGCCUCGCACCGGGUCAAGAUAGAGAGACUGCAAGCUGAACUCGCGCUCCUAGGGACUCAAGACUUGGGCCUCAGACACGCGCUUGCCUCAGACCUCAGCCCCACGGACAGGAGAGAAGGCGACAACGAUUUGUCUCCAGCCGAAGGUGUGAAGAGGAGCAAAUCAGAACUGGUGUUGCGACACACGCCACGCGAGGAGGCCCUGGAGCCACUGUCUGCGGACGAGAGGGAAGUGUUCAGAAACAAGCGGCUCAGCUUAAGCCUCAGCCUGGACCCGCUAGCAUCCCCCAGCUCCCUCCCCGCGGACGAGACGUUCCACACGGCGACGUCGUCCCCGCCGCCCUCCCCGGCCUCCCCCACCUCCCCCACCUCCCCCACCACGGAGGAGGUGUCGGCGCUGCCCAGCGAGCCCACGCCCAACUUCCGGCUCGGGCCCGCGCCCGACGACAGCGACGACAUGUCCAGCACCGAGGACUACCAUAAGCCCAGAAUAGUGGAAGGACAGUCCUCAAGCUCAGUGGAACGAUCGCCAGAAGAAAGGCAUCAAAGAGCGAAGUACCGAAGGAAGAUUGCGACGGAUGGCAAGUCCGGCCGACGGCAAGUGACCGAGGCAGAGGCAUUGCGCGCGAUGCAGAGGCUGUGCUCGCGUAUAGCAUCGCAGAAGAUGCUCGUCAUCUCCUCCCUCGAGAACGACUGCUCCAAGGAGGAGCUCAACCGACAGAUAGCGGUGCUACAAGAUCUACAAAAGAAGUACGUCCGUCUAGAGAUGGCCUUGCAAUACUCGUUCUUCGAUAACGGCAAGAGCAACGGUCGGUCCACGGUCACGCCCAUACAAGAGAUGCCCUCGCUCACGCUCAGCGAGAGCGACGUGCUCGCCGACCCGCCCAACGACAGAUUAAAAGAUACUGAAAUCGAAGCGUCCGACAACGUGUCGACAUCCAACGACGAGACGGCAGAGUCCUGGGACGGCAUCGACGACCCUCUGCGGCGCGCGGCGCGGGCGCAUGUACAACCCGAGCCCAAUGGGAACGAGCUUAUAGUAGAUGUGCCUCCACCGGAUCCUACGGCCACAGUUGGGCUUAUGCAUCCCAUCGAUUUUAACCAGGUGGUGAGCAUCCCCGGCUGGGUGACGCGCGGCGCGGGCGCGGCCACGCACCACGAGUACGAGGUGCGCAUCCGGCUCGGCGCGCACCGCUGGGCGCUGCUGCGCCGCUACCGCCGCUUCCGGGACCUCUACCUGGCCAUGCGGCGGACCUACGGCCACAAGUACAUUAGUUCCGCAGACCAGGUGGUGAGCAUCCCCGGCUGGGUGACGCGCGGCGCGGGCGCGGCCACGCACCACGAGUACGAGGUGCGCAUCCGGCUCGGCGCGCACCGCUGGGCGCUGCUGCGCCGCUACCGCCGCUUCCGGGACCUCUACCUGGCCAUGCGGCGGACCUACGGCCACAAGGUGGCGUCGAUCCCGUUCCCGCCGCGCCAGCUGUGGCAGUCGGAGGGCGUGGCGCGCGCGCGGCGCGGCGCGCUGGAGGCGUUCCUGCGGCGGCUGCUGGCCGUGUGCGCCGCCGACCGCCGCUGCCCGCUGCACUGCGCGCCGCUCACGCCGCACGCGCUCGUCUCCUUCUCGCCCUUCUUUCGACGGGUACGUACAUACAUUCCCGUAAACAGUCUUAAUAGACAAACGAAACAAAGGUUCUUCAGCAGUUGCUCUCUAGUGGGAGCUAGGUAUCGACAAAGUGAAUUUAAUUUGAGUUCUUUCAAUUUGAAAAAAGAAGUAGAGGUGGACUGUAAAAGAAGUGUAGCUACAGUUUAA